GGCCAAUGCGAUCGAAUCCCACGUGUUUGUGUGUUAACAUGGAGCCAGUUGUAGAAGUGGUGGCUGGAAGUUAUGAACAGAUUGCGUUUGGUUAUCGCGUGUAUAAAGAGCAGCAGGAAUGGACUUUAAAAGCAGACUUCACCAAUCACGCCCACACAGCAUCUCUGUCCGCUGUGGCGGCUAACGACCGAUUCAUAGCAACUGGCAGCAAAGACGAGACCAUCCAGCUGUACGACAUGAAGAGCAGGAGUGAACACGGGGUGCUGCACCACCACAAUGGUACCAUCUCGCAUCUGGAGUUCUACGGCACUUCACACCUUCUGAGUGGGGGAGAAGAUGGGCUUCUCUGUGUUUGGAGCACCAAGAAGUGGGAGUGUCUGAAGUCCAUUCAAGCUCACAAGGGUCACGUGUCUUCGCUUUCUGUCCAUCCGUCGGGAAAAAUUGCUCUGUCUGUGGGGACCGAUAAGACUCUCAGGACAUGGAAUUUAAUCGAUGGGAGAUCAGCUUUCAUAAAAAAUAUCAAACAAAAUGCCCAUAUUGUUAUGUGGUCCCCUGCUGGAGACAAGUACGUUGUGGUCAUACAUGACAAAAUGGACAUUUACAGUCUUGACACGGCCACAGUGACAGGAACGAUCUUCAACCCAAAGAGAGUCUCAUCCGUUAAGUUCUUAAGUAAUGCAGUCCUAGCAGUUGCAGGAGACGACGAAUUUGUGAGACUCUUUGAUGCCAACUCCCAGAAAUGCAUCGGCGAGUUCAAGGCUCACGAAAACAGAGUGAAAGCGCUUGAAAGUUUCACAGUGGAGGAUUUUUGUGUCCUUGCAUCAGCAUCAAACGACGGGUUCAUCAAACUCUGGAAGCUCAAUCUCGAUCAGAUCAGCAUGGAGCCUGUUCUCCUGGCGGAGGUGAACACCACGGCCAGGUUAAACUGCCUGGCUGUCUGGCAGCCAAGCUCACAACAGAAGGCCACAGGGGAGCAGGAGGCACAGGCUGCCACGUCCCAAGUCUCAACCCAGCCUGCACCACAACCUACAAAGAGAAAGACUGUGAAGAUUUUUGCAGAAGAAGUGGUCAUUGAAGAGUCCAGUGGACCAAAGAGAGUAAAAAUGGGUGGCAAAAAGAAACAAGAAAACAAAUAAACCACACAAUGU
Messenger RNA from Scleropages formosus (Asian bonytongue), 1148 nucleotides. RefSeq names its product PAK1 interacting protein 1 (gene pak1ip1). The transcript has 10 exons. The coding region runs from base 6 to 1136 and encodes 376 amino acids. Lineage: Eukaryota; Metazoa; Chordata; Actinopteri; Osteoglossiformes; Osteoglossidae. The record is from RefSeq and is a predicted model, not a curated record. Gene Ontology annotation, molecular function: protein binding.